This is a messenger RNA of Mus caroli (Ryukyu mouse), 936 nucleotides long. Its product is annotated as olfactory receptor 4P4-like. Gene Ontology annotation, cellular component: membrane. NCBI's taxonomy places the organism in Eukaryota, Metazoa, Chordata, Mammalia, Rodentia, Muridae. The record is from RefSeq and is a predicted model, not a curated record. Gene Ontology annotation, molecular function: olfactory receptor activity; G protein-coupled receptor activity. Gene Ontology annotation, biological process: G protein-coupled receptor signaling pathway.
AUGGAAUGUCAGAGGAACAUAUCAGAAUUUCUUCUUAUGGGGCUAUCUUCUAAGCAGAACAUUGAAGUAUUUUGCUUCAUGUUCUUCUUACUCUGCUACUUUACCAUCUUGUCUUGGAAUCUGUUGAUCCUUUUCUCAAUUAGAUGCAGUUCUCUGUUUGACCAACCUAUGUACUAUUUCCUCAGUCAUUUAGCUUCUAUGGACAUUUGCUAUACCUCCUGUGUGACACCCAAAUUGAUUGGGGAUCUGCUUGCAGAAAGAAAAACCAUCUCUUAUACAAACUGCAUGCUACAGGUCUUUGCCAUGCACUUCUUUGGAAUGAUUGAAAUCUUAAUUCUGACAGCCAUGGCCUUUGACCGCUGUGUGGCCAUCUGCAAGCCUCUCCACUACAUGGUCAUCAUGAGCAGAAACAGAUGCCAUGUUUUUAUGUUGGUUUCCUGUGUUGGUGGUGUUGCCCACUCCUUUCCCCAGGUUAUAAUGCUAUUCUGUUUGCCCUUCUGUGGACCCAAUGAAUUAGAUCACUACUACUGUGACGUUUUCCCUUUGUUGAAAGUUGCUUGCACUGAUACCUACAUCACUGGUGUCCUCAUGGUUGCCAAUUCAGGAACGGUUUCCUUUGUUAUCUUUGUUCUCUUGUUUGGUUCAUACGCAAUUAUACUGUUCACAUUAAGGAAUUACUCAGCAGAGGGGAGACGCAAAGCUCUUUCAACCUGUGGGUCCCAUAUAUCUGUGGUUACUUUAUUCUUUGGACCUUCCAUCUUUGUCUACCUUAGACCACCUUCCACUUUCCCUGAAGACAAAAUCUAUGCACUGUUUUAUACUAUCAUUGCUCCUAUGUUAAACCCCCUCAUAUAUACUCUAAGAAAUACAGAGAUGAAGAGUGCCAUAAAGAAGGUUUGGUGUCAGAUGACAUUUUUAGGAGAAAAACACAAAUAA